Nannospalax galili (Upper Galilee mountains blind mole rat) is the source of this 3232-nucleotide messenger RNA. It is a transcript of the gene Tmppe, whose product is annotated as transmembrane protein with metallophosphoesterase domain. Gene Ontology annotation, molecular function: hydrolase activity. The transcript has 2 exons. NCBI's taxonomy places the organism in Eukaryota, Metazoa, Chordata, Mammalia, Rodentia, Spalacidae. Bases 398 to 1735 code for a protein of 445 amino acids. The record is from RefSeq and is a predicted model, not a curated record.
UUUUGGUUUGGGGUGUUCAUCACCUUGCUCUGUCCUUUUUUAGGGUUUGGCGGUGCAGGUGCUCAGUCCUUUUUUAGGGCUUGGCGGUGCAGGCGGAGGGUGGGAAGAGGCCAGGUGCUGGAGGCUAUCUGCUUGGCAAGACCGCGGUCUGGUGAGGCCAGUAGGUGAGGCACCUGGAGAGGCCGGCACCACGAGGGACAGGGCGUGGUGGAAAGCGACUAUUGCCCCUUGCACUUUCAGCCAGUCAACUUGAGGCCCUCCAGAGUUCAGAUGGGCUGAGUCUGGGGCUGAACUGACCUGGAAAUCUCUCAUUGGACACUACUGCCCUUUCUAAGAAGGUCACUCACCUUCCAGAGUCUGCCUGCACAGAGCUGGUGGGGACUCCAGAGAGGAGAAAAUGGCACUCUUCAGGCAGCUGUCCCUGGGUUCCAAGGCCGCCCUGGCUGCAGCCACUCUCUUCCUGUCUAUGAUCCUCUCUCGCUCCUUUCUGGCAGAGACCCUUGAGCUCCAAGCCUGGCGCUGGCUGUUUCGCCUGCAACUCGCCCUGUUUGUCAACUCAGUUAUGCUCGUUGGUUCUCUCUACAUCUGGCGGAGCACAGUGAGCAAUCUCAGCCACUCCCAGAUGCUGAAGCCCAUCUGUUUCCAGCUUUGGAAGCUGGUGGUUACAGUGUUUCUGGCCCUGGCACACUCCAGUUUCUUCACCACAAUCUUCUUAGUGGCAGAGGAGCCCUAUCUUUUUUCCUUGGCAGCCUACUCCUGCCUGGGCGCUUAUAUCAUCAUGGUUUUCUUCCUCUGUAUCCUGAGCUCCAUGGAGCAGGCCUAUCAGUUCUUGGCCUGGCGCAAUGGUAGAGCCAUGGGCAGCAUUGACAAGACAAGAAAGCAGCUUCUCAGGCCUGCCCUGGCAGUGGUGGUAACAGCUGUGCUCAGCACCAUUGGUCUUCUAAAUGCCGCCCAGCCCCCAGUAGUGAAAACUGUGUGGGUACCCAUCCAACAGCUGCCCCCCUCUAUGAACCACCUCAAGAUUGUGCUCCUCUCCGACAUUCACUUGGGGCCCACGGUGGGCAAGACCAAGAUGGAGAUGUUUGUGACGAUGGUGAACAGGUUGGAUCCAGACAUCACAGUGAUAGUGGGUGACCUCUCUGAUUCAGAAGCCUCCAUCCUGCUGACAGCAGUUGCUCCUUUGGGCCAGCUCCAUUCCCGCCUGGGCAACUACUUCGUCACAGGUAACCAUGAGUACUACACAUCAGAUGUCACCAACUGGUUCAUGCUGCUGGAGUCCCUGCAUGUGUGGCCUCUGCACAAUGACAACAGAAAGAUUUAUGACCCCAGGGACCUGCAUGGUGGUAAGGAUGACUGGAUCUGCUUGGCAGGUGUGGAUGACAUUGAGGCAGACAUCCUGCACUAUUCAGGCCAUGGCAUGAAUCUCACCAAGGCCCUGGAGGGCUGCGGGCCAGACCAUGUCACCAUCUUGCUGGCUCACCAGCCUCUGGCUGCCAAGAGAGCCCUCCAGGCACGACCAGAUAUUAACUUGAUCCUUUCUGGGCACACACAUGCUGGGCAGAUCUUCCCCUGGAAUGUUGGGGCCUAUCUCUUGAACCCCUUCUUUGCUGGACUUUACCAAGUGGCUCAGGCUACAUUUGUGUAUGUCAGCCCAGGCACAGCUUACUAUGGGAUACCUAUGAGGCUGGGGAGCAGGGCAGAAAUCACAGAACUCAUCCUAUGGCGGACUCUUUAAGUCUGCCCCCGUGUCCCUGCCCUGCCUCUACCCCUACCUGCUCUGCCCUACCAGCACUCCCGUGGCCACAUCCUGCUGGAGACAGUCAUUUGCACUGGGGCUGCUGGCAAGUUCAGGCUGGUUUAACUCUUUAGAUGAUCUAUUACUUUUAGAUAUGCACUUGGGAGUCCACUUGGUCACAUAAAUGAGAGCACGCCUCUGUUUUCCGGCCAAUGUGGAGUGAGGUUCUCCUGCAGCGCUCACUGAGUGACCUGUAGGGUGGCGUUGCUGGAAAUGACACCUCUUGCUUAGACUCAGGGAGGACCAGGAGCACUUGCUUCCUGGUAGUUUUAACCUCCCAGUUAGUUAGGACUUGGGUAGGUUCUAAAGUUACAGCUCUAGAAAUUAUUGUUUUGGGCAUUUGCCACUUCAGGAGAUGAGGCAAUAUGGGAGACUGCCUCUAGUUGCCAGAGGAGGCUGUUUCCAGCCUUUCUUCCCUGGUUCUGUCAGAGUCACCUUUAUUGAGGGCAUCAGAAAAGCCCACUGGAAACAGGGCCCUUCCUGUUUGGAUGUUGAGGGGUGGUUGGGCUUGGGUGGCUGGAGAAGAAAUCACAGACACUGUGAUAGGUGAUGGUAUUUUUAUUACUGCCCAGGAACUUGGAGGCUCUGUAGCCCUGGUUUUGUAUAGAUGCAUGAGAUCAUUAGGGACAGGCUCUUUCUGGGUUUAGGGAUGAGAGAAGGCCAAGGAGGGGAACCAUGAGGAGGGAUACUAGAGGUCUGGGGAUGUGGCUCUCAUAAAGCACUUGCCACCGAAAGUGCUUUGGAAAAGUAUCUUUACUGGUUACAGUGAGCACAGGGUUCUAAAUGCAGGUAGACAUGAGCAGAAAAGAAACAAGGCUGUAGAACCCUAUGUUCCUGCAAAGAGUUUUGCUUGGUUGAGGCUGGCUUCGUUUUGCCCGUAACUGAAUGAAGUGAGGCCUCUAAAGGAAUUGUUAAUUCCAGGGGACCGUCUUUUAUUUUGAAGAAGUCAGGAGAUUGGAACUCUUUACCUGUCAUCCCAGGUUCGGGUCUGAUAUAUAUAUUUUUUUUCCUUUGUUUUUGGAGCAGGGUGGGGGAAGCUGAGGCUUGCUGUCUACUCAUGGGAAAAGCUGAAGCUGGCAUGGGAUAUGGCUGUGCUCUGUGCCUCUGCUGGUCUGCCCAGGACCUGGCUGUGGAAUGGAAGGACUGUCCUACCUGCUGGGUAGAUUUCAAUCAAUUUAUUUUGGCCUCUGGCCACAGAAGGAUCCUAGAGUUUCUAGACCCACAGGAAAAGCAAAUGGGCCUAUUUUGUGCAGUGCCUGCAAACCUGUCAGUCCAUCCUUUGCCAGGGACAAGAAAGGCUUUGCCCUCAGGAUGACAGAAAGCAGCUGUUAGAAAAAGAGACCUUACCUGUGGUGGUGCAUGCCUUUAAUCCCAGCACUCAGGAGGCAGAGGCAGGCGGAUCUCUGUGAGUUCAAGGACAGCCUGGUCUACAUAGCA